Fusarium tjaetaba is the source of this 942-nucleotide messenger RNA. RefSeq lists its product as uncharacterized. Bases 1 to 942 code for a protein of 313 amino acids. The record is from RefSeq and is a predicted model, not a curated record. The transcript has a single exon. NCBI's taxonomy places the organism in Eukaryota, Fungi, Ascomycota, Sordariomycetes, Hypocreales, Nectriaceae.
AUGACGCAAAUCGGAAUCUUCCCCGCUUCUGGAGCCCUUGGCACCAGCACAUACACGCAUCUUCUCUCCCAAGUCCCAAACGACAAAGUCACGCUCAUCAACCGCUACCCCGAAAAGGUCCCCAAGAAAUACGUGGAGAAUGGAACUACCGUUCGUCAAGCUUCUUACGAGUCUAGCGCCGAAGAGCUCGAGGCUGCUUUUGCAGGGAUUAAUGUUCUCUUUUUGAUCUCAUAUCCUAGCCAUGUUCACGAAUACAGGACCAAGGUGCACACUAAAGCACUUGAUGCAGCGGUUAAAGCAGGUGUAAAGCAUAUUUUCUACUCGUCGCUUGGGUUUGCGUCGAUUGGUGAGAGUACUACGAGGGCUGAAGUCAUGGGUGCUCAUCUUGACAGUGAGGCGUAUUUGCGAAAGAUUGCGAGUGCGAAGGAGGGAUUUACGUGGACGAGUAUCCGCGAGGGUCUAUACAGCGAGUCAUUCCCCAUCUACACUUCUUUUCUCGACCUCAAGAACCCUCCGUCCAAAGUUCUUAUCCCUCACGAUGGAAGUGGACCUGGCGUUAGUUGGGUGAAGAGAGAUGAACUCGGAGAAGCGACCGCACGUCUCAUCGCAUCAUACGCGAAAUCACCACUAUCAUUCAAAUAUACCAACCAGAUCGUCACCUUGACCGGUCCUAAAACGUGGACAUUGUCAGAGACCGUCGAAGUCCUAUCGCGCGCCGCAGGAAAAGACUUUAAGAUCCAAGAAAUCAGCGUAGACGAGUACAUCAACCUCCCUCAGAUGAAACAAUACUUUGGAACAGAGGAGAAAGCGCGGACGUGGGCUACAGCAUGGGACGCCAUCCGCGCCGGAGAAACCGCUGGUGUAACGAACACGAUGAAAGAGAUAUUGGGAAGGGAGCCGGAGGAUUUUGAAAAGACUAUUGAGGAAUUGGUCAAGAAUUAG